AUGGCUCCCGGCAUCGUCUCUCCUGCGCCGAUCUCGACAUCCCACUUUCCUAUCAGUCCUCUCUUUCAUGGCAGACGCAUCUCGAUCCCACAAGAUGACGAAAACUACUCGGCUACCUCCAUUACGAGGUACACAUCUCGUGCCAGUAGCAGAAAGAUGAGCAUGGUGGACACUUCCAACAUAUCCAAUGUCGUCUACUCCCUGAGGCGCCGCAGCUCUGAGGAGCUUGGCUCUACGACCUCGUCCAAGCUUCUGAGUGCCUCCCACGAGUCCAUCCUGGACUGGAUCAGCACCCAGCGCAUGAGCCACCUGCCUCCAGAGGGAAGCAGCCACGACAAGGUGCUCGCCUGGGCGCAACUGUUUGUUGAGAGGUUGAAUUCUUUUGACCUCGCAGUCUCCGAGUUCGCCGGUGAUAGUUACAUCGCGACGCAGCUUGCUUAUGGCUAUUGUGCCAUCUUACUUGAGCUGGGAAAAGAAAAUGCCCCAGCUCUGAUGAUUUCAUUUGGCUUUUUCUACAACAUGUCGGUAUCAUUAGUGAACCUCCUGGAACGCACCGAGCUCUUCAGCGUCUCUCAGGAGAUCCGUGAGCAGUUGGUUCUGGCUCUUUCGGACCUCGUUACGCUGGUUGCCAGCGUUUCCACUCAUUUUCACAAGGCUAUCCGUGGCAUGACAUCCGCGUCUGUUUCGGUCAACAUCUACAGUACUUUCACUUCACAGAUCAAAGCCUUCAUUGAUCGAUGCGACAAGACUGCCGAGGCGAUGUGGCGUCAUCAACUCGUCAGGGAGGGUCUGGACGUGAAUAAAGUAUCUUCCGUGAAAGCCAUUAAGGCUUGGAUCAGUCCUGAAGACCAUGUUCUCGCCAAUGUCGCCAAUUCAAUGUCGCAUUUGGCUCAUGAUCGAGAGGAGUUGACUUGCCUUUGGAUCGGGCCUUACUUGACACGCUUCUUGAAGGGCUCCUGCAAGACUCUCUCCAUCAGCGGCAAACAAGGUUCCGGAAAGACAGUACUCUCGUCUGUCAUCGUUGACUACCUGCAACACCCGGUCGGUGGUGUAGCAUACAACACCUUGUUCAUCCCCAUCAACAGCAGAAUCCCCGCUGAGACUUCAUCCCGAGCUAUUGCCAAGACCAUUCUAUCUCAGCUCUUUGAUAAACGAAUCGGCAAUGUCCAGCUGCUGGAGAUUCUAUCCGACGCAUGUGAGAAAUGCAGCAAAGCAGCCAAUGACGGCGACUAUGACAACAUUGUUUGGACAGCGCUAGACCGAGCCUUGUCCGCUGCUCUUCCCGGUGCCAAAGAACUCGUCAUUGUUGUUGAUGGCAUCGACGAGGCCUCUUGCCGCGAGGCGACCCUUCUCCAAAAGCUCACCAAUUCGGCUACUAAGGGGACAAACGUCAAACUCAUUACCCUCGGUGCUGAGAAGACGGCCUCUGCGGACGCCCACACAAGCAUUCAGAUCAAUGAAGAUCUGAUCUUUGAUGACAUCAUGGCUGUUGUCAGAGGACACUUCGAUCACACUAAGGCUUUCGCAUCCUUGUCUGAAUUGGAGCAGGAGAUGAUAGUCAACCGCAUCACCACAGCUUCCAAAGGAUCGUUCCUCUGGGCCAAGCUUGCCACGAAGAGAGUUCGCAAUGAACCUGAUUCUGAGUCUCUCAAGAAAGCUAUCGACUCCAUCGUUCAGUCCGCGAUUGUCGACUUCGUGACACACACUUUGAACGCGCCUAGCGUGACUCAAGAGGCGAAGAAGAUGCUGCUCUGGCUCGCGACUGCCGAGCGACCUCUUUCACUAAAAGAGUUAGCCUCACUGCUAUCGAUCCAACUUGACAAGACUAUCUUGGAUCAGCCUAUCGACGUUCUAUCUCACCUGAGGCCCGUCAACUCGCUCGUGUUCUUACAAGAUGGCCUGGCAUACAUCCGCCAUGGUCUUACACGCUCUGCCAUCUUGGAUCUUUUUGCCAAGGGGAAAAUGGUGCCCGAGGUCAAAGAUCACCAGACAGACUUUACCACAAGGCUCCUCUUCUACAUCAAGACCACCAUCACUCAGCAACAUGAGCCUUCUCUUGAUGUCCUCGAUGCUCAUGAGACGGCUCAGCUGGUGAACAAGUUUCCUCUGCUUGACUUUGCCAUUCGUUACUGGCCCGUCCACUUCAGACGCACCCCAACAUAUGUAAAGGAGGGUGACUCGGCUACCGUGAAGAAAAUAUCCAAGUACAUCCCGAACUCCAGCACUUUUAUCCUUCUUCAGGGUGCUCUUUGGGACAACAGGCCUACCCCCCAGUUGCUCUCCUACCAGGCUAUCGUGACAGAUAUUUGCCGCCAGGUCUUGUCCACAAAGAGCACUGUGACUCUCCAGGCCGUUAUCCUAAUGGCCGUUCUCUACAGAAGGGUCGGGUACACGACUGAAUCAGUUCACCUGUUCCACGAGGCGACUACAAUGGCUAAUACUCUUUUGUCACCCCGCCACCCCGUCACCAUGCAGACUGCCUCGGCGUUCCUUGAACUGACAUCUUCCAUGGCGACAAAUACUAAGACAGAGAUCAUGGUCAAGAGAGAAGAUGCGCUGCUGGUCUUGAUAGAAUGUUACAAGGCUCAGUACGGCCAAAACUCCGAGAUGGUGAUGUCUACCUGGAAUCGUCUUGUUGAGCAUUACCAGUUGACAAAGGAAGAUACUAAAGCUCAGGAGAUAAUCUCAUCAAUCGGAUCUUCAACCAGUAAUGGGGGAGUGAUUCUGCAGCGUGAAGGAGAUCUCCAUGUGCAUCUCAAGGGACACAAGCAGAAGGAAACUCACGAUGAUAAGAGCGUCAACCUUCUUCUUGAUGUCGAGGAACAUGACGAGCUCAUUGAGCGAACUGAUUCAUACGACUUUGAGUACUCGAUCAAGCAGGCUGAAAAGCAGAUCAAGCAUGGCCAUGUGGAGGUAGCUGAGCACUCCUACAUUGAGAUAUGGCAGCAUGCGAGUCGCCAGUACUGCACCCACCACUCUGAGCUGUGGGAGAAGAGAAAGAUGAAGGCUGUUCUCGAGUACUCCAAGUUCCUGAAGACGCAGAAGAGAGAGACGGAAUCUGCAUCUCUACUUUCGAGCGUUUGGGAGGAGUACAAGCAGAGUAGCAUGGCUGUCACUGAAUCUUCAGUCUCUCUUUUCCACGAGAUGGCCACCGUGAUGAAAUCGCUGAGUUUGACAUCCGAGUCAUUGAGUGUUCUCAAGCACUGCUCGCAGUUCUACCAGAAUACCAACCGCACUCAGUCUUCGAGCUACAAAGAAAUCCAGCAAAGCAUCCAGGCUACCUCUAGAGAGCUCGUCUCUUCAAUUAGCUCUUACUCGAGCUCUGAGACCCUGCUUGAGGAGACAGUUCUGGAGGCGUCUAACUCGAUUAGUACCAUGGACGACUCCAGCUUCGCUGCCGUGAAUCGUCUUGUUGGUUUCUACAUCUCGCAGCAUCGCUGGCAGGAUGCCACACAGCUGAUCAAGAAGGUCCUUCGCGGUGUCUGGCCGUCCAUCUUCUCAUCCAGCGUUCAGGAUGUCAUCGCCCCCAGCAAGCACGUGCAGAGCUGUGUUGAGCUUGCCGAGCGCCUUGCCGAGUGCUAUCACGCGCGUCGCCGGCUCCAGAGAGAAGAAGAUAUUCGCCUCCGAAUCUAUCGCUCUAUGCGCGUCAGCCGUGGCGUGUCAGACAAGCUUCGAGAGCGCGUCACGGUGAACCUGCUGGGCUUCUUCCAAAGGGGAUCCCAAGUCAAUCAAGUGAUCAACAUCCGCCAGGAGAUGCUAGACGACUACACCACUGAGCUCGGCCCAGAGGACCCAACAGUCAUCAAGAUGCUCUGGACAUUGGCUGAGCUCACCAGACCUCGUCCUGUCUUUGUCGAGUAUUACCAGAAGAUCAUCAGUGCCCUGAACAAAGGUCAUGAGGUUUGCAAUCCCGAGACGUUUGAGCCAUGUGUUAUCGUGGCGACUGAGCUUUGGAACAAGGGUCUCUUCUCCGAGGCGCUGUCUUACUACAGAACCCUGUUCACUACAUUCUUGAAGCAGCCCAAGCUGAACCCCAGGUUCAAUGAUCAGGAGUUCAACCGCGAGCUCUACACUCGGUACACCUACUGUCUACGCAACAUCCACAGCGACUUGAAUGUUCUGCACAAGGUUACCGUAGACUACCAGGCUCAGUGCAAGUCAGUUUUUGGCACGAACGCGUCCAUCACUAUCCAGGCUACGCUCUCGCUGGCUAGAGUUUGCCAAGAGUCCAAGCGCUACGAGCUUGACGCUGUUACGCUUUACGAGGAACUUCUCAAGAUCAAGUCGACAGAGGUAGACCAUACCGAGAUCUCCUCUAUUCUCGACUCCAUCUAUGAAGAACAAGCAGACCUUGUUGCAUCGUCCAAGUUCGAGUCUUGUUCCGCUACGCAGACCGAAAGGGCUGUCAAGAUUCUGCAAAGUCGAAUCUCUGGGGCUCGUGAAACCCAUGGGUGGGCGCAUUCGGAGUCCUUGACCAAGCUCACUGAGCUGGUCAAGUUCUACAGCAAGCAGCAUCAUACAGAAAAGGUUAUCAAUGAGCUCCGAGACACAACAGUCAAUGUUCUCUCUUCUGAGACCAGAUCCUCAAGACUCAUUGCUGCUGCAUCUACUAUUGUGUCAAGUUACAUUGCCAGCAACCAAGUCCACAAGGCUACAGAGUUGAAGGAGGAUAUCUAUCGCCAAAUCAUCCUCAAGGACACGGCUAGCACCAAGUCCCAGUUCGAUCUCUCGUUCCGGGGCCGCGAGAGCUUGGUCUUCCUGGCUCAAUUUGAACACAGCCUCAGCCGCAACUCGGCUGCAGUCAACGAUAUUCUGGCCGACUUGACUACUCAAUACGUCUACGUGCAGGAGUUCAGAAGCCUGAUCAAAGCGAAGUCCAGCAGCAUCCAGAAGGUGACUGUGGCCACAUCCCGACUUCAUCAGUGUCUGAUCAGCAGCGGGCGCCAGGCGGCUGCUGCCCGUGUGAUGGAAGACUACAAGCAAUACUUCAUCAUGACGGAGGGCCAGAAGCUGAACCUCACCAAGCCGUCCGAGGUCGAUGCCUUCCUCGACAUGCUUCUGCAGCACUUCAACACACAUAAGUCGAACAACUUCCUACGCUCUGUUGGUAUCGCUUCCAACGCGCAUGUCUUGCAGCUCCUCAAGACCCAGAAUUACGAGCGCGCCUGCGAUCUUGCUUCGGCAUCGUUCACUUACAUCUCGGCACGCGAUGAGUACCAGACCCCGGGCAUUGCCAAGUUUGUCCUGAUCCUGGGUAUGACCAUUGCCGGCCGCCAUCUACACCCGAAGCCCCAUGAGGCGGCUCGCAAGAGGAUGCUCAGUGUCUCCGGAUUCAUCACCCAGGACGUGCUCCACGUGCUGAGCGAGUUGAACAUCGAUCUGGAGCAGAUCAGCCUGCACCAUCUGAACAACCUCAUUGGACUUCUCGGCGACCAGAGGGACUUCAAGACCCUGUCUUGGUUCCUCGGCAUUCUCUGGAACAGCCGCGAGGCCCAGCGCAACUGGCGACCCUCCGUGACUCUCGCUCUGGGCCGUCGCUUCAUCAUGGCAAGAUAUCUUGUAGGCGAGUCCCUCGCCGCCGUCCGCCUCGCCGAGGAUAUCGUGUACAACUGCCGUCGCGUCUACGGCAGUCGCCACGCCAACACGCUCGAGAUGUCCAUCUUCCUCACGCAGCUCUACACGGGCAUCGCGCAGCGCUACCAGAGCCAGAAGGCCGGCCAGGACAUCGCCAUCCGCUACUACAAGAAGAGCGCGGCGAUCCACGAGAACGUCCUCCGCGUCUUCAGCGACCCCUCCUACGCCGAGAUGGAGGCCGGGCUGGGCACCAGCGCCGAGGCCGAGUCGAGGUCCUUCUUCUUCGAGAGCGGGUACGAGUCGCCCAAGGCGGUGGGAGAGAAGUCGGACGCGGAGCACGUCCGGGAGCAUCUGCAGUACCUCAAGCUCGCGCUGGAGCGCCUCGGCAGCUGGCCCAAGGACUACGUCGAGUACCAGAGGCUCAACACCGAUGUCUUCCGUGUGUUUGGCGCGGAGCUGAGAGGCAUCGAGGGUAUGGACAAGUGGAAUCUGGGGAGCUUCGGCUCGGGCAACGCCGAGAGCAGCGAGGACCUGCUGGACCUCGAGGUGACUGACUGGGAGCUGGGAGAGGCCGCCCAGGUUGGAAAUUGA
Messenger RNA from Clonostachys byssicola, 6165 nucleotides. The record is from the annotation of a GenBank genome assembly. NCBI's taxonomy places the organism in Eukaryota, Fungi, Ascomycota, Sordariomycetes, Hypocreales, Bionectriaceae.